AACAUCCUUGUCUAUAAACUUUGAUGGAGAAUUACACACCGGGCUGGAAAAAUGCCUGUUAUGAAAGGAUUACUGGCACCCCAGAACACCUUCCUAGAUACCAUAGCCACUAGAUUCGACGGAACUCACAGUAACUUCAUCCUUGCAAAUGCUCAGGUGGCCAAGGGAUUCCCCAUAGUUUACUGUUCAGAUGGCUUCUGCGAACUUGCUGGAUUUGCACGAACAGAAGUCAUGCAGAAAAGUUGCAGCUGUAAAUUUUUAUUUGGUGCUGAAACAAAUGAACAGACAACACUUGAAAUUGAAAUGUCACUAGAGGAAAAGAAUGAAUUCAAGGGGGAAAUAAUGUUUUACAAGAAAAAUGGUACAUCAUUCUGGUGCCUACUGGACAUUGUUCCCAUAAAGAAUGAGAAAGGAGAUGUGGUUCUAUUUUUGUCCUCAUUUAAGGAUAUUACUGACACAAAAGUCAAGAUUGCCCAAGAGGAUAAAAAAGAUGAAAAAUACAAAGGGAGAGGGAAAGCAGGGUCACAUUUUGAUGCUGCAAGGAGACGAAGUCGAGCUGUCCUUUAUCAAAUCUCUGGUCAUCUGCAAAGAAGAGAAAAGAAUAAAUUAAAGCUCAAUAAUAAUGUUUUUGUAGAUAAACCAGCAUUUCCCGAAUAUAAAGUUUCAGAUGCAAAAAAAUCGAAAUUCAUAAUUUUACAUUUUAGCACUUUCAAAGCAGCCUGGGACUGGCUUAUAUUAUUAGCAACGUUUUAUGUUGCUGUUACCGUACCUUACAAUGUUUCCUUUGUGGACAAUGAUGAUCUGUCAUCAACAAGAAGCACAACUGUCAGUGAUAUAUCAGUGGAAAUUCUUUUUAUUAUAGAUAUUAUUUUAAAUUUCCGAACAACCUAUGUCAGCAAGUCUGGCCAAGUUAUAUUUAAAGCAAGAUCUAUUUGUAUCCACUAUGUAACAACUUGGUUCGUCAUUGACUUAAUUGCUGCUCUUCCCUUUGAUCUUCUUUAUGCAUUUAAUGUCACUGUGGUUUCCCUUGUUCAUCUUCUAAAAACCAUUCGAUUGUUACGUCUCUUACGUCUUCUUCAGAAGCUGGAUCGUUACUCCCAGCAUAGUACUAUAGUGCUUACUUUGCUCAUGUCAAUGUUUGCCCUGUUGGCUCAUUGGAUGGCUUGCAUCUGGUAUGUCAUCGGAAGAAUGGAAAUGGAAGAAAAUAAUCCUCUUACUUGGGAUAUAGGCUGGCUUCAUGAGCUGGGAAAACGACUAGAAUCUCCAUUUUAUAGCAAUAAUACCCAAGGUGGCCCCACCAUCAGAAGUACAUAUAUUGCUUCACUGUAUUUUACACUCAGCAGCCUAACUAGUGUUGGAUUUGGAAAUGUUUCCGCCAACACCGACGCUGAAAAGAUUUUCUCAAUUUGUAUCAUGCUGAUCGGAGCCUUGAUGCAUGCCUUGGUGUUUGGUAACGUCACUGCUAUAAUCCAACGACUGUAUAAUAGAUGGUCGCUUUAUCACACAAGAACUAAGGAUCUGAAAGAUUUUAUACGGGUACAUCAUCUACCACAGCAGCUCAAGCAAAGAAUGCUUGAAUAUUUCCAAACCAACUGGUCUGUCAAUAAUGGUAUAGAUUCUCACGAGCUUUUGAAAGAUUUUCCAGAUGAGCUGCGUUCAGACAUUACCAUGUACUUGAACAAGGAGAUUCUACAACUAUCCCUUUUUGAGAGUGCAAGUCGUGGAUGUCUCAGGUCUUUGUCUCUGCAUAUUAAAACCUCUUUCUGUGCUCCUGGAGAGUACCUUCUACGGCAGGGAGAUGCAUUACAGGCAAUUUAUUUGGUAUGUUCAGGAUCCAUGGAAGUGUUAAAGGAUGGAAUGGUCCUGGCUAUUUUAGGCAAAGGAGACCUAAUUGGAGCAAAUUUAUCAAUUAAAGAUCAAGUGAUCAAAACAAAUGCAGACGUUAAAGCUCUCACUUACUGCGACCUCCAAUGUAUUAUCCUUAAAGGUCUUUAUGAAGUUUUGGACUUUUAUCCAGAAUAUGCACACAAGUUUGUAGAUGACAUACAACAGGAUCUUACAUACAAUCUCAGAGAAGGCCAUGAAAGUGAUAGAAUGUCAAGACUCUCAUGCAAAUCUACUUUGUCACAGACAGAAUCCAGGGGGAAUGGCAGCAUUAAUAAAAGGCUCUCCUCAAUUGUUGAAGAUGAAGAAGAUGAUACCGGAGAGGAGGAGCCUUCAUCCCCCUCUCCAAUUCGUACCAGGAAUACCACUUCUAAAUUCAAGAAAUCUGGCAACAGCAAUAGUUCUCUGGGGAUUAACUUGAAGCCUUUCUCAGGGACUACUCCAUUUAAAUCCCCUAUAAAAUCUAGUAAUGCUUCAAAAGGAAGGUCGGACAAUGAAUCCAACCUUAACAUUAGGAAACGAGAGAAGAACCUAAUGCUUCACCUGCCAACAGUCACAAGUCUUGGACCUCCUGAUCUAAGCCCCAGAGUUGUUGAUGGAAUUGAAGAUUGCAAUGGCAAUGACGAAGGUCAAGCUUUUGAUUUUGAAGCUUAUCAAAUGAGACAGGAAGCACGAUUAAAUCAAACAAUGAGAGAAGUUUCUGAUUUCAAUCCGGCAAUGCUUUUUAUUACUGCUGAAGAAACCAAACAACAGAUAACAAGACUGAACCAUGAGGUCAGUACGUUAACCCAUGAAGUUUCCCAGCUGGGGAAAGAUAUGAGGACUGUUAUGAAUAUUUUAGAGAAUUUGUUGGUGGCACAGAGGCCAUUAGGCUUCUAUUCAACGUAUGGAACGGUACUGGAUGCAAUGGGAACUACCAUAGGCUCUCCAAUGGACCAGUUACAAACUAGAAUGACAUGGACAACUAAUGACCCUUGCAUGCAAAGGCAAGGUGAGACUUUGGUUGGCUCCCCAACACAACUUUGUCAAGGUACUGUUGUGUCUGAUCUUUGGAAUAUGGAUCCAUCUUCAGUAGGAAGCAGUCCACAAAGGAAUUUAUCGAAUGAACAAAAUUCCUUAGAAGCUGAAUAUUAUUAUGCUUCAGGUCUUGGGUACUCUCCCUCGCAUUACCAAGUUAUUCAGGCAGAACAUUUUCCAUUUCUUAAGUGCACAUCACCCCAUUCAGACACAACCUUAACUCCCCUUCAGUCUAUUUCGGCAACUCUUUCUCCUUCUAUGUGCUCAUCCUCUGGGACUUCAUUGCAACUUGUCCUGCCUAGUCAAUCUGAGGAGGGCUUCAGCCAAGGAGCAAUUAGUUCACUAAGCCUGGAAAAUCUGCCUGGUUCUUGGGACAUGGAAGGGACAACAGCAAUUUCUGGGCAAUCAGCAGCAGAUUUUUCCCAUGACGUUGUGGCAAGUACAUUAGAUUAUAAAGAUGACAAAGCCAUAAAUGUAUAAUGGUAACAUUCUAAGUACACAUUUUUAAAUGGAAGGAGUGGGCAUGAGGCAGCAGUGGCUCUUGAAAAUUUCUGUCAUGAAAAAUACCGAAAGAGGACGUAUGGACAAAAAGAAAGCAUUUUACCAUAUAUCUAGAAGCAUAGUGGGUGCGUUUUGUUACUUAUGUAAGCUAUUGGUCUGUGUUUCAGACUUUUGUUACAGAUUGAAGGCCCUAAGGGUCAGAACAGCUGGGAGCCAUACACAAAAGAACACAUGACCAGAUAUGUCAUAGGGAGCUAUUAUAUCUCAAAGCAAAAGCUCUUUACUGAGUGCCUGAUUGUCAUUUGCAAACAAUAUACUGUCAAUGCUUGCUUCAGGUGACCAUAACACCUGCUGGUCUGUUUGUCAGUGUGGACAAGACAUAGGGACAAUUAUCGCUGCAUGUCAUCUCCUAGACAAUCAACCAAAUAGAACUGGUAGAUGGUGGUUUAGUUGUUGCACGUUAUUUGUCAUUUUAAGGAAAUCUCUUAAUUUAUUUAUCAAAAAAAAAUGCUAUUUUUAUAUUCUUGGUAUGAAAUAUGUAUUUAAACAAUUUAAAAUAUUUAUAACUGUGUUUUUUGGUAAGAGCUUGCAUUAAGAAGUGCACAAUUCUUAUGCAUUUUGAAUUACAUUUUUGUAUUACUAAAAAAUGUUGUAUGAAAUAAAAUAAUCUCCCCUUUGCAUGCAAGUUGGAUAAUUGUAUGCAACUGACACAAUAAAACAUUAAUCAAA
Spea bombifrons (plains spadefoot toad) is the source of this 4131-nucleotide messenger RNA. RefSeq names its product potassium voltage-gated channel subfamily H member 8 (gene KCNH8). Gene Ontology annotation, molecular function: voltage-gated potassium channel activity. Lineage: Eukaryota; Metazoa; Chordata; Amphibia; Anura; Pelobatidae. The transcript is spliced from 16 exons. The coding region runs from base 52 to 3381 and encodes 1109 amino acids. Gene Ontology annotation, biological process: regulation of membrane potential; potassium ion transmembrane transport. The record is from RefSeq and is a predicted model, not a curated record. Gene Ontology annotation, cellular component: membrane.